This is a messenger RNA of Miscanthus lutarioriparius, 1815 nucleotides long. NCBI's taxonomy places the organism in Eukaryota, Viridiplantae, Streptophyta, Magnoliopsida, Poales, Poaceae. The record is from the annotation of a GenBank genome assembly.
AUGGCGCCCGUCGUGCGAGAAGGCGACGACACCGAGGCGGUCGCCGAGCCAAGGUUGUCGAUGAGGAACCCCAUGGCAUGCUUCACCAGCUCCAGCUUGUGGCCCUCCAUGCUCUCGCUGACGUCGAGCACCGUCACGAGAUCCAGCUGCGCGAGCCGAGGACAACUCUGCCGCCACGGCUGCCGUGGGCACCUUGGCGUGCACGAGCACCGCGAACCCAUCGCUCGCCGUGGCCUUGGCGAGCGCCGGGUACUCGCCGGGAUCUGCUUGAGCGGUCGACGCCUUGGCGCCCGGCGUAUUGUUCGGCAACCACAGCACGUCGCCACGGCUUCCGCGCAUCAACGACUGUCGAGCAAUUCACGUCGUCGACCAUGCAGAGAUGAUCCUCGGCCGGCAAGCUACCAUGCCACUAGAAAAACUACAAGCAUUGUCAAGAGUGUUCUCGAUCCUAAGACAAACCUGGGUACGUUGCAUUGGCCCAGUCAUCUCUAUCUUCAAAACUUGAAAGGUGCAGAGAGCAAUAAUACAACUCUCUCCAGCGGUUGGGCUCCGUUCAACGCUGAAGACGGCACUGCAUUGCUUGGCGAGAUUGACUUGGCUUUUCUUGGUGUAUAUGCAAUUGGCAUGUUCUUUGCUGGCCAUUUGGGCGAUAGGGUGGAUCUGAGGAUCCUGCUGACUAUAGGAAUGAUAGGAACUGGAUUGUUCACCGCCGCCUUUGGAGCCGGCUACUGGUUCGAUGUACACAACUUCUACUACUUUCUGGGCAUGCAGAUGAUUUCUGGUCUGUUUCAGUCAUCUGGAUGGCCUUCAGUGGUUGCAGUAGUUGGCAACUGGUUUGGGAAGAGCAAGAGGGGACUGAUAAUGGGAAUAUGGAAUGCUCACACAUCCGUAGGAAACAUAUCUGGCUCUCUGAUUGCUGCUGCCAUGCUGAAGUAUGGGUGGUGCUGGUCCUUUGCGGUGCCCGGUAUCAUGAUCGCACUGGUCGGGCUCACGGUGUUCCUCUUCUUGCCUGUUGGGCCUGAUGUGAUUGGAAUCCAGGAGGAUCUCCAUUUGAAGGAUUAUGAAAAGAGUGACAUGGACACUCCCUUGUUGGAACGACGCUCAUCAGAUGUAAAAGAAAAGGCGGUUGGAUUUAUUGAGGCGUGGAGAAUUCCUGGUGUAGCUCCUUUUGCCCUCUGCCUUUUCUUCUGCAAGCUUGUGGCCUAUACGUUCCUGUAUUGGCUUCCCUUUUAUAUCAGCCACACAGCUAUCGGUGGACAAUACUUGUCAGACUCGGAAGCCGGGGUACUGUCAACUCUGUUCGACGUGGGUGGCGUUGUUGGCGGCAUCCUCGCCGGCCACAUCUCCGACCACCUGGACGCCCGGGCGCUGACGGCCGCGAGCUUCACCUUCUCCGCGAUACCGGCGCUCUUCUUCUACCGCAUCUACGGGAACGUCUCCCUGGCGUGGAACAUCGCGCUCAUGUUCGUCACCGGGAUGCUGGUGAACGGGCCCUACGCGCUGAUCACGACGGCCGUGUCCGCGGACCUCGGCACGCACAGCUCCCUCAACGGCAACUCCCGCGCGCUGGCCACCGUGACGGCGAUCAUCGACGGCACGGGGUCGAUCGGCGCCGCCAUCGGGCCGCUGCUGACGGGGUACAUCUCCGCCAGGAGCUGGAGCGCCGUGUUCACGAUGCUGAUGGCGUCGGCGCUCGUCGCGGGGCUGCUGCUGUCGAGGCUGGUGGUGGCGGAAGUGGUCGCCAAGAUGGAGUCCCGGAGGACGCCCGCCCAUGCUGCUAGCGACCUGCCCGUGUCCUCCAUGGGAGAACCGUAG